Messenger RNA from Entelurus aequoreus (snake pipefish), 1416 nucleotides. RefSeq names its product oocyte zinc finger protein XlCOF20-like. The transcript is spliced from 2 exons. Lineage: Eukaryota; Metazoa; Chordata; Actinopteri; Syngnathiformes; Syngnathidae. The record is from RefSeq and is a predicted model, not a curated record. Bases 456 to 1343 code for a protein of 295 amino acids. Gene Ontology annotation, cellular component: nucleus.
CCUGUCUUUAAACCGGAAGCAGAAAAAGGACAACAAAGACACUGAUGCACGGAGCCGAGUGCGCCAUUUAAGUCUGUUAAUUCCUCAUGUCGACCUUUGUACUUAUUCGUCUAUCGUGUGUUUAACCCAACAAUGUUAUGGCGGGGUGAAUUCGACGCGUCUCUAUGAAGCUUUUGAGGCUAAUUUAGCUUGCUAGUUAGCUUAGCUUGUUAGCGGCUAACAAAGAGACGCGGAGGAGAUCGAGUGUGAGUGUAAAGUAUUGUGGUUUUGUGAAAGUUUGUGCGAAUGACGAACGUGCUGGUGAAUUAGCGACUAACUGCAGCUGUUGAAGAAAUAUUUGUAGUGUUAGAAAAACCGACAGCAAGAAUACGAGGCGGAACUACAACUGCUGGACGCUGUUUUCAAGGGACAUCAAGUUGUGUUACACAGCACAGACUCGGGAGUGGACUUCCAGGAUGGAGCAGGACAAGCCACAGCCCUCGCACAUCAAAGAAGAAGAGGAGGAGUCACAGCCCCCUCAUAGGAGAGCGGAUGAGGAGUCAAAUGGGGGCAUUAAACAGGAAGAGGAGCCGCAGCCACCCCACAUUAAAGAGGAAGAGGAGGAACAUAGCAUCAGUCAGGAGGGAGCGCAUCUUGAAGGACUGGAUGUGAUUCGGGUCAUCGUGAAGAGUGAAGAUGAUGAGGUCAAAGGUGAAAGUGAGGAGAAGAGAGAGGCGGAGCCUCCAAGCAGCAGCUCAACACAACACAUGACAACAGAAGCUGAUGGAGACCACUGUGGAGGAUCACAAGCAGACAAGCUCUUAGCUCCACUAUCAGAUAGUGAGGACACAACGUCACACUCUCCUGACACUGAUGAUGAAGACUCUAAAGAAGAUAAGCCGUGGUACACUGACAACACCCACUUGAAAUGUUCCCACUGUGACAAAACCUUUAAUUACCAGUGUGAUCUGAAAAUACACAUGAGAACGCACACUGGAGAGAAACCUUUCAUGUGCUCAGUUUGUAGUAAAAGAUUCUUCCGGAACCAACACUUGAUAACACACACAAGAAUACACACCGGGGAGAAACCGUUUGACUGUUCGGUGUGCGGUAAAUGUUUUGUGCGAAAUGAAUGUUUGAAAGGACAUAUGAGAAUACACACCGGGGAGAAACCUUUCAUCUGCUCAACAUGCGGUAAAGGCUUCAUACGAAACGAAUGCUUGAAAGUACACACGCGGAUACACACGGGAGAGAAACCUUUCUUAUGUUCGGUGUGUGGCGCGAGUUUUGUGUGGAAUCAAAGUUUGAAAAAACACAUGAGAAUGCACACUGGGGAGAAAGUGUUCGGCGGCAGCGUGUCGUGAAAGAUUCUCCUAUGAGUACCAGUUGAAAAGACAAGCGUGCAAGAUUUUAUUAAAUAAACUGAUGAAACGUUAA